Messenger RNA from Notolabrus celidotus (New Zealand spotty), 1926 nucleotides. Its product is annotated as serine/threonine-protein kinase D3-like. NCBI's taxonomy places the organism in Eukaryota, Metazoa, Chordata, Actinopteri, Labriformes, Labridae. Gene Ontology annotation, molecular function: protein serine/threonine kinase activity; ATP binding. The transcript is spliced from 9 exons. The coding region runs from base 22 to 1371 and encodes 449 amino acids. Gene Ontology annotation, biological process: protein phosphorylation. The record is from RefSeq and is a predicted model, not a curated record.
CCUGAAUGUGGAUUUUUCGGGAUGUACGAGAAGAUCCUGCUCUUCCGUCACGACCUGAACUCGGACAACAUCCUGCAGCGUCUGACCUCAGCGGACGAGAUCCACGAGGGAGACCUGGUGGAGGUGGUGCUCUCAGCUCAGGCCACAGCCGAGGACUUCCAGAUCCGACCCCACGCGCUCUACGUUCACUCCUACAAGGCGCCGGCCUUCUGCGAUGACUGCGGCGAGAUGCUGUGGGGGCUCGUCAGGCAGGGCCUCAAAUGUGAAGGAUGUGGACUCAACUACCACAAACGAUGUGCGUUCAAGAUCCCAAACAACUGCACAGGCGUCAGGAAGAGACGGCUGUCCAACGUGUCCCUGCCGGGCGCCAUCAUGUCCAUCGCUCGCCCUCCUUCCACCGAGUUCACCCCGAUCCCACAGGAGGAGCGCCCCCUGCUGGGUGCAGGGAAGCGUAACUCCCUGCUAAGCGGUCGUCCCAUCUGGAUGGAGAAGAUGGUCCUGGGUCGGGUCAAAGUCCCGCACACCUUCUCCGUCCACACCUACACCCGCCCCACCAUCUGCCAGUUCUGUAAGCGCCUGCUGAAGGGACUGUUCCGUCAGGGCAUGCAGUGCAAAGAUUGUAAAUUUAACUGUCACAAGAGAUGUGCGGCCAAAGUUCCUCGAGACUGUCUCGGUGAGGUCGACUUUAAUGGAGAACCAACCAGUCCCAGUCCGGACUCUGAGGUGACCAUGGAGGUGGAUAUCUGUGACGGGAACAGCGACGGCGGUCACAGCAUGGAGGAGCAGGACGAGCUGUCCAACGCCGACGACAAACUCUUCUUCAUCGAGGGUCCGUGCACGGACGGCGAGAAGGACGACGAGACGCUCAGAGCCAUCAGCCCGUCCACCAGCAGCAACAUCCCUCUGAUGCGAGUGGUUCAGUCCAUCAAACACACCAAGAGGAAAAGCUCCACGAUGGUCAAAGAGGGCUGGAUGGUUCACUACACCAGCAGAGACAACCUGAGGAAGAGGCAUUACUGGAGGCUGGACAGCAAGAGUCUGACUCUGUUUCAGAAUGAAAGCGGAGCCAAGUUUUACAAGGAGAUCCCUCUGUCUGAGAUCCUCCAGGUGGAGCCGGGUCAGGACUUCGGGAACCUCCCCCAGAGCAGCAACCCUCACUGCUUCGAGGUGAUCACAGCCAGCAUGGUGUACUACGUCGGGGAGGACACCGGCAGCCUGCACCACAACCCCGUCCUGUCGGCCUCUGGCGUGGGGCGAGACGUGGGCCAGAGCUGGGAGAAGGCCAUCCGACAGGCCAUGAUGCCCGUCACGCCCAAGGCCAGCGUCGGGACCGGGCCGGGCAAGGGGAAAGACCACAGUGAGUAUACCUAAAAACUGCAACCGUAGACCCCCUGCAUGCUCUGUCUGACCUCAGGUGGGUUUAUUUUUAGGCCAAAAGUGUUCCUGAAGUCAGAGCAGCAUCACAUCCGGACUCUGCAGGUCUGAGGGGUCCGUCUGACAUUUAAAGGUGGACUUGAAUGAGUUUUAUUGACUCACAGAAAAGAGGAGUAUCACCUGACCCGUCCUCUAAAGAGUAAACAUCCUUUAAAGCAUCCCGGAGGACCUAAAGGGUCCUAAACCAGAUCCCUGAGGGACUCCACCAGGGUUCAAGAUCGGUCACCGUCCAAUCAGUCCAGAUGGGUCCUGUUCCUGUGCUCUGCAGAGCGUGUGAUCGUCAGGACACCCAGGAAUAGAAAUCAGAUUCAGGAGGAGAGAUUAACUGAGUACUGAUUAAAGCUCCACAAUUAAUCACCACUUCAUCUUCCUGCUGACGCCGGGACAGAAACACCGCUCUGACACGUCCCACUGAAAACAGGACCUUUGGAUCAGACAGCAGCAAUCCAUUAACUAAAGAGGGAAGGAAGAAAAGAGAGAAAGAAAGGAAGA